AUGGCCGAGCAUCAGCCGCUGCUGACGAGCCAGCCCAUCGCCGCGCCGCAGAGCGUCUCGUAUGUUUUGCAGCGAGAUCUCACCAUUGGGCAGUCUGGAUCAGCUAGCCAAACUGAGGAUGACCGGCUGCCCCCCAACAGCCGGCUGGGUGCCGACAGCGGCAACUAUCGUAAUUGCUUCAUCAUGGCAGCCAGGAAGCUCUUCUUUGCUCCCCUCUUCUGCAUCGGCUACAGUUGUCGCCUUUGGGCUUGCCCGCCCCGCGUGCAUGGCAUCGAGCCCGAAGCCACGCUCUUGCCUCCGUCUGAACAGCGCCAGCUACUCGCCAUGCUGCAAGGAUCCUGGGGGCUGCGUGACGAUGGCCAACCUCGCCGUCCGCGCGAAAUGCACGUUUUCCCCCCUUGGUCCCAUCUACAUGGCCAGGCACUGGUGGAGAACGACCUCCUCAUUUUCUCGGGUGGCAUCAUCUCCACCUUUAUGGGCCGCAAUCACCUGCGCGACCGCGUUGUUGGGGACUUUGUCACCCAGAUCAAAUUCUGGCGCAGCCCAAGUGGCACGCUGUACAUGGAUCGCCUCGGCUCGAUCAUGGACCUGAGUCGAUUGACAACCGAGCAUCGCAUCGUCAUCAUCAACGCCUUUGGUGAAUAUUUCGAGCUCUUUCGCUGA
Monosiga brevicollis MX1 is the source of this 663-nucleotide messenger RNA. RefSeq lists its product as uncharacterized. The transcript has a single exon. NCBI's taxonomy places the organism in Eukaryota, Choanoflagellata, Craspedida, Salpingoecidae. Bases 1 to 663 code for a protein of 220 amino acids. The record is from RefSeq and is a predicted model, not a curated record.